AAUCAGUUGCAACUCGAAGUCGAGCAAUACACACCUAUCAUAAUGGCUGCGAAGUUCGUCGUUGUAGCUCUUUUGGUGGCGGCCGCCCAGGGCAGCGCGAUCCAUGGCGGUAACUACAACAGCUUCUCCUACGGAGUCUCAGACCCCCAUACUGGCGAUAUCAAGAGCCAGCACGAGACCCGCGUGGGCGACAGCGUGGUCGGGCAGUACUCGCUGCUGGACUCCGACGGCACGAAGCGCACCGUGGACUACGCCGCCGACGCGCAUUCCGGCUUCAACGCCAUCGUGCGCAAGGACCCCCUGAUCCACGCCGCUCCCGUCGCCAUCGCGCACGCCGCUCCCCUGGCUGUCGCUCACGCCGCUCCCCUGGCGUACGCCGCGCACGCCGCUCCCCUCGCCCACUCCGCCUACUCUACCCAGAUCGCCCACGCCGCUCCCCUGGCGCACAUCGCCCCCGUCGCCCACUCCGCCUACGCCGCUCCCAUCGCGCACGGCGCCAUCGGCUACGGUGCCCACGGUCUUGGUCUCGGUUACGCCGGUCAUGGACUCGGGCUCGGCCAUGGUCUCGGAUACGGUCAUGGACUCGCCUGGUAAAUGUAGAUUAUGUGAUUAGUGAAUGAAGAACGGCUGUGUUGACAAAUAAAAUGAAAUAUUUACUAUAAAUUA
Messenger RNA from Leguminivora glycinivorella, 666 nucleotides. RefSeq names its product larval/pupal rigid cuticle protein 66-like. Bases 43 to 594 code for a protein of 183 amino acids. Gene Ontology annotation, cellular component: extracellular matrix. The transcript has 2 exons. NCBI's taxonomy places the organism in Eukaryota, Metazoa, Arthropoda, Insecta, Lepidoptera, Tortricidae. The record is from RefSeq and is a predicted model, not a curated record.